This is a messenger RNA of Strigops habroptila (Kakapo), 1722 nucleotides long. RefSeq names its product beta-ureidopropionase 1 (gene UPB1). Gene Ontology annotation, molecular function: beta-ureidopropionase activity. The transcript is spliced from 10 exons. Lineage: Eukaryota; Metazoa; Chordata; Aves; Psittaciformes; Psittacidae. The record is from RefSeq and is a predicted model, not a curated record. Bases 47 to 1210 code for a protein of 387 amino acids.
UGGCGCGCCUCGCCUCGCCCCGGCUCAUCCUGUUCCGCGCCCCGCCAUGGCCGGAACCCUGGAGUCGGUGGAGUCGUGCCUGGAGCGGCACAUCCCGCCCGAGGAGCUCGCCGAGGUGAAGCGGAUCCUCUACGGGGGCGAGGCAAGAAAACUUAGUUUGCCAGCUGCUGCUCUAUCAGCAGCUCAGGAAAGAGAUUUUGAGCUACAGGGCUAUGGAUUUGAUGCUGAACCAGAGCAAUUGAGAAGGCCACGUAUCGUUCGAGUGGGACUGAUACAGAAUAAAAUUGCACUUCCCACAGACACAGCAGUGUCAGUCCAGGUGGCUGCACUGCACAGACGAAUUGCGGAGAUUGUGGAAGUAGCUGCGAAAUCUGGGGUCAACAUAGUUUGUUUCCAGGAGGCUUGGACCAUGCCCUUUGCUUUCUGUACAAGAGAGAAGCUUCCUUGGACUGAAUUUGCUGAGUCAGCAGAGGAUGGGCCAACAACAAAAUUCUGUCAAGAGCUGGCAAAGAAAUACAAUAUGGUCGUGAUAUCUCCAAUCCUGGAGCGAGAUGAAACACAUGGGGGAACUCUGUGGAAUACUGCAGUGGUCAUUUCUAGUUCUGGAGCUGUCCUUGGCAAAAGUAGAAAAAAUCACAUUCCAAGGGUUGGAGAUUUCAAUGAGUCUACCUACUACAUGGAAGGAAAUACAGGACACCCUGUGUUUCAGACCCAGUUUGGAACAAUUGCUGUGAAUAUCUGCUAUGGGCGCCAUCACCCUCUGAACUGGCUUAUGUUUAGUAUGAAUGGAGCAGAGAUCAUCUUUAACCCUUCAGCCACUGUUGGAAAGCUCAGCGAGUCAAUGUGGCCAAUUGAAGCAAGAAAUGCUGCCAUAGCUAAUCACUGUUUUACGUGUCCCAUCAACAGGGUAGGAAUGGAAUACUACAAAAAUGCAUUUACUUCUGGAGAUGGUGGAAAAGCACACCAUGAUUUGGGCUAUUUUUAUGGCUCAAGUUACGUAGCUGCACCAGAUGGCAGCAGGACACCAGGACUCUCUCGUGGUCGGGAUGGACUUCUGGUGGUAGAGAUGGAUCUGAAUCUUUGCAGGCAAGUCAGUGACAAAUGGAAUUUUAAGAUGACUGGUAGAUAUGAAAUGUAUGCAGACAAGCUCACUGAAGCAGUGCAGCCUUGUUUUGUACCCAAUAUAAUCAAAGAGAGAGCAUCUCAUUAAUGUCAAAUAAAAAGGUACUAUUGAAUGAUAGCCUUACUGUGGAUCACAAGUUGUUAUUUUAAUGUUGUAAUUUUAAUUUCCUGUAAACAACUUUCAAGUAAUAGAAUUCAAACCUUUGUUAAGUAAAAUGAUUGAAAAAUAGCUUCUUUGGUUCUGGUUUCUGGUCUUGGGUAUUUUCUUGGUUUUUUUUUUUGUUUGUUUUCAUUUACACUGAUGAGUCCAAACUUUUUGUUUGUUAUGAGAAUAUAUCCAGUAGGAAUAUGUUGCUAUAAAAUGAUGAUGAAAUGUAUUCAGUACUGUUUACUGUGAUACGGUUUGAUGGAAAUGAUGCGUUCAGAGGACGUAAGAAUUUUUACAUAAGCUUUGCAUCGUGUGUCUAUUCAUUUCUGUGUUCCAGUUCUUUAUCCUCUACCCAAAAGUAUAAUUUAGGGAGAAAGAAGGCAUCAAUUAUUUUAAUCUGUCUUUUCUUUUAAUUACAAACUAUUUAAUAAAGUUCUGUUAGACUUAAGUAA